This is a messenger RNA of Penicillium angulare, 1053 nucleotides long. RefSeq lists its product as uncharacterized. The record is from RefSeq and is a predicted model, not a curated record. The transcript is spliced from 2 exons. The coding region runs from base 1 to 1053 and encodes 350 amino acids. Lineage: Eukaryota; Fungi; Ascomycota; Eurotiomycetes; Eurotiales; Aspergillaceae.
AUGCGUGGCCAUUAUGGCGCGGCUAUCACGCACAUUACGAGCGGACUCAAGAUCCUCAGCGAGCUUCGUAGCACACCGUCGAGCUCUAAUUAUCUCAAGCCUUCUGGUGUAGGGCGUACCUCAUACGUCUCUAUUGACGUUUUAUGUGGGAUAUUUUCGCGCCUUCAAGCGCAAGUAAUAGUGACACUUCCUGAAAAAAGCCCCUCAUCUUUCGAGAAAAUAUGGCCCGCUCGGGUGGUUGAACAGGGUCAACCUGUCGUAUUCAAAUCCUUAGCUCAUGCGCGUGAGAUGCUAGAGAUCCAUACCUACGACUAUCGACAGCAGAGCAUCAAGUUACUCGACCAGCAGAUACAGGGAAACUUGACGGAUUGGACUACUUCUACAGACUUCGUUUCUCCUGUCAGUCUGGAGGCUGCUGCUCUGCGCGAUACCUUCCUCUCUAUCCUUGAUUCCUGGUCCACUGCGUUAGACAAUUAUCUACGAGACCAUAGCGCCUCCAUGACAAUCCGUCAGCAGCGCGGAGCUGCUAUUCUUAAAGUUCGUGAGCUUGACUCAUUCAUCUCAUUAGACGUUAUUCCGUCUAUAGGAGGGCUCGCAGUAGACAACCAAAUGCUGUGGGAUAGUUAUAUUCCUCUUUUCGAGCGAAUUGUGACGCUCGGAGAAUCCAUUAUUCAAUGGUUUCCUUACUCUUCGCUUUCAUCAUCGCCAACGAAUUUCUCACUCGAUCUCGGCAUUGUCGGUACAUUGUUUAAUGUGGCUGCGCGGUGUCGCGAUCCUCGUAUCCGACGUCACGCUAUAAGUGUUCUCCGCGCCGCUGCCGUUCAGGACGGGGUAUGGAAUAGUGCCGUUGUAGCGGAUAUAGCAGAGAAAUGGGUCGAAAUUGAGGAAGAAGGGCUAGGCACCGUAACAACCUGUGCAGAUGUCCCUCCAGACUCACGGCUAAUACAUUUCCUGCCUGUGUUUGACGUGGACCAGUGUAGUGCACUGGUCUACUUUUGUUUCACGUUGAAGAUAGACUCGGGCAGUGUGCGUGGAGAGGUGUUUCAGUGGUAG